Messenger RNA from Pyrus x bretschneideri (Chinese white pear), 997 nucleotides. RefSeq lists its product as uncharacterized. The coding region runs from base 1 to 885 and encodes 294 amino acids. The transcript is spliced from 2 exons. The record is from RefSeq and is a predicted model, not a curated record. NCBI's taxonomy places the organism in Eukaryota, Viridiplantae, Streptophyta, Magnoliopsida, Rosales, Rosaceae.
AUGGAGAAACAUGUUGCUGAAAUUUUUAGCUACUCCAAUUCCGCCCAUGAUCUUUGGAAAGCUUUGCAGGAUAUGUAUGGAAAUCAAAACAACUAUGCACGGGUCUUCCAAUUAAAGAAGGACAUUGCCAGUGCUCAACAAGAAGGGAAAGCAUUUGUUCAACACCUUGGGAGUCUCAAAGCCAUGUGGAAUGAGUUGGAUGUAUAUCUCCCUCAUACCACAGAUCCUACCAUUCUCCUAAAACGAGCUGAGGAAGACAAAAUUUAUCAGCUGUUAGGGAGUCUGAGCUCUGAGUACGAGGACCUAAGGAGUCACAUCUUGAUGAGUCAAGAUCUGCCUACCUUCAACAAUGUUUGUGCAACUAUCCAACGAGAAGAAGCAAGGAAGAAGGUUAUGAAUGUUGAUCACAAUCCUAGAUUAACGGAGACUCGGGCAUAUGCAUCAAAUUACAAGAACUCAGAAGCCAAGGUAUACAAGGGAAGAAACACACAUCUAAAAUGCAAAUAUUGCAAUGGUGUUGGUCAUGAGGAAGACAAGUGUUGGGAACUUCAUCCUGAACUCAAGCCUAAGUUCAGCAAAGAUGGAAGGAUGAUACCAAGGUCCUCACAACAAUUUCAACCUCAUUUCAAGGCAAAACUUGCUAAUGCUCAAGCUCCUACUAUCUCACAAGGAUCCAUGGAGUUCACUGCCAAUCCAUUGUCAUUGAUCAAUGAAUUUGCAGCUUACCUACAAAGUAAGGGGCACGGAGGAGGCUCACAUGGUCAAGGCAAUGAAGAGGGUAGUCACACAGCUAUGUUGGGACAAUUUGCCGGAUUUCUUGCUGGAAAUGAGAAAGUUCCAAAGGGAGAAGCAUCAGGAUGUUCUCACCAUGAAGAUGAUUGGUGAAGGGGUCUUCAUAAAUGGCCUUUACUACCUGUGCAAGAAUGCAUGUUUCACUCAGGCUCUUCAAGCUCAAUCAAAGUCCAUAGAUGAAAACCAACUUUGGCAUAGGAGAUUA